Molecule: messenger RNA, 1230 nt
Organism: Ogataea angusta
Lineage: Eukaryota; Fungi; Ascomycota; Pichiomycetes; Pichiales; Pichiaceae
Exons: 2
Coding region: 1-1230 (409 amino acids)
Source: RefSeq, a predicted model, not a curated record
AUGAGCGUCACUCCAGCUUCAUUGGCCAGGAUUCAAAAUCCCUCACAAGCUGCAACUACCUACCUUGCGUAUGUGGGCUUUGUGAUUAGUAAGUCUUACAAAAAUUCAGGUAGCCUCAAAUUUUACUCGCAAAUCAUGAGACUAAUCACUGCCUUACCUCUUCUUGCGAUAUGCUUGAGAACUACUGAAGGUGCCUUUCUCAAGAGAGAACCCGCCGUUGUGCCUCUAGCUAAAAGAGAUGCAACCACUGCCCUGACGGAUUCGGUGUGGACCACUACAACAGGCACCACCACUACGACGUUCACUCCCUAUGCUAUUGAUGGAGUGACGGUGGAUGCUUCCCCUGUGACCUCGUCGGCAACUGCUUGGGUGUCUCUUGACAGCUCUGGUAUUCCCUAUGCUGUCACCCCAACUGUGUCUGAUAGCUCGACUACUUCUGCUUCGCCAACCCCAACGAACACUGCGUACCCAACUCCGCUAGCUGCUCCCCCGGUUUUGCGCUGUAUGAACGAGCGUGUUCCAUCAAGUAGCGAUCCGUUGUGUAUCGCAAACGCUACCAGCUUUGUCGCUGGCGAGACGUACUGGAUUACCUGGAAUCCACUAUAUUGGAACCCAGAUAACGACGAUGAUGGAAUUUCAAAGGUUCAGAUUCGUCUGCGGGCAUACUCAGAAGACACAAACUCCUCUGCUUUCUACACCACCGACUACUCUCCCAACUCUGACGGUUAUAUAGCACUCACUAUAGACUCGGACUGGAUAGACGAGGGAAAUGACGGCUGGGUGCAAAUUGUGCUGACUCCUUUCCUUGACGAUGAUGAUCUUUCAAGCAAAUACAGCAGUUACGAAGGACCUGCUGUGAAGCUUGUUUCAUCACAGGGAAGUAUUGAGAGAGUGCCAUCGGACAACGGUUCUAGCAGCAGCAGUAGCAGCACUUCCACCACCUCGAGCUCUACCUCUACUGCUACCUCUACAUCAUCAUCUUCCAGUCAUAAAAGCAAGGCCUCUGUGAUUGCUCCAGCAGUCGUGGUUCCUGUCGUUGUUGUUGGACUGGUUGGAGGACUGGUUGCGUACAUUUUCAUGGCGAGAAACAGAAAGAAGGUCAAGGAGCAGAACAAGACGGCCAACGAGAACCUGCCGAUGGAGUCUCUUCCUCGUGGAAAGGAAGAUGAUCACAAUUACGACGGAAGAUCGCUCAGAACCGAGGCUACCGGAACUAAUCCUUUCGAUUAG